UUUAUUCUCAUUAAUUAUAAUUUGCUACUGACAACGCAGUGCACAAGUGAAUACACAGUAAAUUGCCGUGUUUACAUUGUGUGCCUCUAGGGUCAACGUGUAGGAAACUAAUAUUGGCUUCACGGCGCUAUGCAGCAUCCGAGUUGAAACAUGGCAAUGAAGAGACAGCAUGUCAGUAUUGAGCAGGACCCAGAUUACGAGGAUGUGUCGGAAGUUCAGACGAAAAGGCGCCGGGUGUUGGAGGAGGGGGCAAAGGCAGCUACACAAAAGAAGAUAAAAUCAAUUAUAGACCAACAGUUCAGCAUUGAGGUCAGCAACAAAGAAACGGAACUGCUCACCAUCAGCGAGAGACUGGAGGUAGCUCGUAGCAUGAUGGACCGACUGCGAGCAUGUAUUGUGGCAAGCUACUAUGGCAAGGCUGGCCAACAGAAAACACUUCAGCGAAAUCCAAGCCAGCCAGCCACAAUUCACCCAUCUGUGCGAAAAUAUAUUGGCAAGGCCCCACCUGGUACCCCAUUAUUGGCCCCCAGCCAGAUUAAGAAAGAGGCUCCAGUGGGGAUUAAUACGGAAUGCAAACAGCUGGGGUCUGAGAGAGUUGGAGAGAUGACCACUCAUACUAAGGCAUCAGUGGCAGCUGUACCAGUCCAGAAACCGGCCGAGGAGACAGACACACGCACUGGCAGGUUCAAACAGAAGAGGAGAAUCAUUGUUGGAAAUGUUUCCAAGAGUAUCCCGGCUGACCAGCGUGAUGAAAAUGAUCAGGCGACUCACAAAUGGAUGGUUUAUGUACGGGGUCCCAAGGAACGGCCCAAUAUCAGUGACGUUGUGAAGAAAGUCUGGUUCUUUCUCCAUCCCAGCUACAGACCCAACGAUCUGGUUGAAGUCAGUGAGUACCCAUUUCACCUUACCCGACGGGGCUGGGGCGAGUUUCCUGUGAGGGUACAGCUACACUUCCGGGACCAGAGGAACAAACGCCUGGACAUAAUACACAACCUGAAGCUUGACAGAACAUACACAGGACUGCAGACACUUGGUUCCGAAACAAUUGUUGAUGUGGAGAUAGAGAAAGAUGUCCCUGCCCUGCCCAAACCUCUCACAGCGUGUAUUAAGAAGGAGCCUGGUACUGAGGACAUGACUGUUAGUGAGGCCAACAUCACAACCUGUGUAAAAACUGAACCCCAGGAUGAUUAUGAAUGCAGAGUGACUGAAAAUGGAGGUUUGAAACGAAAAUUAUUGGGUCAAGGAUUAUCCGGGGAGGCUCGACAAGAGCCCUCAUCUCCAGAAAUGAGCCCCAUGUUGGCCAGUAUGCUGCUCACGACAAGUGUGGGUGGUUUAAACCCGUCUGUCUCUCAUGGGCAGACAUUGACAAUGAUACCAUUUCAGGCUGCGGGGGUGUCAGGUUCUCAAGGCUUGAUGAAGGUUGCACCUGUCACCCCUACGAAGAAUAAUUUAAUCAUCCACCAAGGGAAUAGUCCUGUAAAUUCUCCAACCUCAGGGUCGCCAGUGAGAAACCUUGUUCUUAAAGGUAUGGGCUCCCUUACAACUGCAGUGUUAGCCGAUCAAAAGGUAGGGGAGUCGCCCAAUGUUCAGAGGCCCGCUGGAGGUACUCUGUCACCUCUCAUAGCUUUGAGCCCGGUGAAAAGCUCAGUGAACUUAGCCAUGCCUCAACAGUUAAUUCUCACAAACAAUGCGAGUGGUCAGUCGAUUUUACAGACUGCAAUUCCUUUGCAAACCAGUCCACAAUCUAAAGUGACUACUGCAAUGAACCAGUCUGCUAAUUCUGGUCUUAUAUUCCUGAAGUGUACGGACAAUCAAGGGAAAACUUUUCUCAUACCUCAACAAGUGUGUUCUACUGUCUCGCCUUCGAUACGACCUCAGAAUGUCCAGAAUAUGGCACAAAUAAAGACUCUUACUACUCAAACUUCUCAGCCAGUCAUUUUGGCAUCAGGUUCGACAAAAGUGUCUCCUCAAGUUACUAAAUGUGUUCAAUCUUCCGUAAAAACCAUUACUGUUGCUUCAAAUUUAGCAACUGCAAAGCCGACCAAUCAGAAUGGCCCAGUGUUGUUUUUGAAGCCUGAUAAUAAUAGCUCUGUUCGUAAAGUGACAAACUUGGUCCCUACGAAACAAGGAAUAGUGCCCAGUGAUUCAGUGAGAAUAAACAACAUAGCAGCAAAUGCGCAUAUAUUGCGCAAUGUAUCCCCCAAUCAGAUAGUUUCACCUGGGGUCAGGGGUCAACAAAUGACCGCUGCAGGGGCACAGUCACUUCUAAGAGGUCAACUGAAGGUUACACCUCAAGGACUGAUUCAGAUUCAAGGUCAAAAAGUGACACCUAAUCACUCGCCGUCUGAACAAAAGUUAAUUCACAUGAACGGCAAUAGUGGGAAGAUGAGUAUUGUUAAUCAGCAGAAACAGCCGUUGAUACUGGUACCCACGACAGUCAACAGUAAAGUUGUGGGGCAAGGAAAGUCCCUAUUGUCAAGUCCAAUUACCAGUCUCUCUGUGUCACAACACAAUGGAAAUAUAUUGGUAUUGAACCAGUCUAGUGCAAUACAAGGAAACAAUCAAUCAUUUGGAAAGCUUUUGGUAAGCUCUCCAAUGAAUGUGAGCAAAUCUUCGGUGAAUCAUUCGCCAUCUAUCAUUUCUGGAAUCUCAUCUAUGACAAAAUCCAAUGCAAUCUCAGCGCAGUCAAAAGUGAUAAAAUCCCCUCCAAAUCAUAUUGUUAUAGUGCCUAUGACGACUCAGCAGCAAUCUGUUGCCAUGGCAACAAAAGGUCAAGGUCAGGUCAACUCGAGCAGUAAACUGACCAGUGUGAUUGUUAGUGGUGUGACUUGUAGCUCAAAUAACUCAGGUAAGGGAAUGACAUCGGAGUCUAGAUCUCAGGAGAGAACCAUGCUAAUUGUGGUUCAAAAUGACAAAAAUAAAGUCACCUCGGUUACUUGUAAUAAUACUGUUUCUCAGACCAAUUCUCAAGUGCAGCGAACCAUGUCAAGUUUAUUAGGGUCAAGGUCAGUGAAUUCUUUAGUUGCCACAGCAACAACCGAGGUUGAAACGCCAGUGACUAUUUCAUCGAAGGAUAAAAAAGAUAAACAAAUCAUUAUAGUGAAUGAAAAAGAACCAGCUAGUGACGUUACUCAUGAAAGUUUCGAGCCACGAGAGAGGGACAAGAAAAUUAUUGUGUUAGAGGCAAAGAGAAGAAAGCAAACACAGCAGUCUAGAUUGCCAGAAAUACCGGAGUUUAUUGUGCCACUUUGUGUAUCCGACUAUCCCGACAUGUUGUCACUGAUCAAGGCUGCUGUUCUCAGACACCCUGUUGUGUCAAUGAAACAUGGUCGGACAUUACACCCAUACUGUGCUCCAUCUCAAGAAGACUGGUUGUCCUGGAAUAUUGGCAAACGACGAGCUUCUGAGUGGCAGCGAGCAUCGUCAGUGCGACAAUACCUACGGACGUACCUGACAGACAGCACCUUCCAUGGGGAGCCCCUCUGGACAACCAAGCAGAUCCUAACCUGGUGCAGGAUACAUUCAUACAGUCCACACUAUCUAGAGAGACCCCUGCAUCCAACCUCCAUUGACCUACAGGCAGAGACUUCCUUGAUAUCGGACAAGCAGCACAAACACUUCCAUUCUGUCUCCAAUAGCAACAGUGUGUUACAGGAAGUGACAUCACAGCAGAAUAUGAUGACAUCAUCAUCACCAUCAUCAGAUAGCGGGGAAGAGGAGGUGGAUAUAAUAUCAACAGAAGUGAAAAAGCCGGUUGUGAAGCAAGAUGAACCAGAGCAGACUAGUUUUGUGAACUCCGAACUACUGCCCAGCCCCACUGGAGCUUCCUUUGUGGAACAUGCGGCACAGAAGAUUGGUGUCAAUUUCUCCCCUACAGAAGUUGUGUCUGGUUACCAUGGUAAUGUGUCACAUGGCACGGUGUAUAGGGCUAUGGAACAGUUUAUGGAAGAUCUGCUGAGGGAAACGUUUGCCCUGCAAGUGAACAUGGGAAGAUAUCCGGACACUCUAGGCGUGGCUGAUGUGUUUGCAGCCCUUCAACAUUUGCCUUGUGCUGAUUUUCUCACAAAUAAAUUCCUCGGUGUUUCUGAAUCUACACAUACACUUGCUGACAGAUAACAUCGGCUGCGGUGGAGAGCAAGAUUAAUGACUGGAAUAAUAUUACUAAUAGAUUCAUAUUAAUCAUAACAAAAGGGAUGUCAUCGAAAACAGGUUGUUUUAUAACAGCGGACAGAUAACAUCGGCUGAGAUGGAGUUCAUUAUUAAUGACUGGAUUAAUAUUUCUAAUAGAUUCAUUAUAUUAAAUCGUAACAAAAGGGAUUUCCUUGAAAACCAGUUGUUUGGAGUUCUUCAACAGCGUGCACAUAACAUCGGCUGCUGUGGAGUGCAUGAUUUAUGACUGGAAUUACAUGUAUAUUACUAGUUGAUUCAUUACAUUACAAAUGGGAUUUUUAUGUGACAAUUUAUUUGUUACCAAUUCCAAAAUCAAUUUACACUCACUGACCAAUUAUACCAGCGAAGAAGCUAUUGGCCUUUCAGAUAUAUUCAAUUAUUUCACCAUAAUCACCAGCUAAUAUUUUUUAGCUUGUUUGUUAUAAGAGGAACGACAUCAUUGUGAAAAAACUUCAUUCUUGGGAAUACUCUGGUCAUGAUAUUCAAAUGAUACUUGAUACCCAUGUUGCCCCUAAAACGAAUUAAAUAGACAAGGCAUGGCAUUUGCUAUGUAUUUGAACUAGGAACCCACCCAGUUUUAAUGUUUGUCAGAUAUUGAAUUUAUGAAAUGGUAUAUGGCUCUUCCUUCUUGAGAUAUAGGGAAAAUAAGGUAACAUGUAUUCAAGUUGAUAUUUCAAUUCAAUAACUCAUAACCUCUUAUAAUUUAUUCAUGUUAUAAAAACAGGCUGUAUUCCCACCAGCUUUUGUGGUAGUAAAUUUUCCUAAGAUGUUUAAACAGGAAGCAAAGCAAUUAAUAGUCUUCUCUGAUACUAAUCCGGUUCUUAUGUAAGGCAGGAAAUUUAAUGUGCCAUAAAUUUUCAUCCCCACUGCUCUUUCUACUUAAACAUGAAAUAUUAUUGAUUUCAGUAUUUAAAGUGAAGGAAUUUUUAGAAGGAAAGGAUAAUCAUUAUUGAAAACUCCUAAUUAUUCUUAAUAGUACGUGGCAGAUGAAGUUAUGGUUUUGAAAUCAUGAAGUCAGAACUCCUUGGGGCUUUAAGAUGAAAAGUGAAAAUAUAUUUUUAUGACAUAAUGUUGCUCAUUUUUAGUGUAGUACGACCAUAAUUCAUUUUCUUAUUUUACAUGGUACAUGCACUAUUUUAAAGUAAUUUCUCCCUACAGAUAAGUGUCAAACUUUCCAUCCAAAAAUGAUUUAGUUUUUCAUUUUUUGGCAAUUAAUAGUGUCAGUUGAUAAAAUGAACCUAACAUUUGUUGCCAUUUGAUACAAAAUGUUUUGAAACUUUUAUAAUUAGUAACAUUUGUUCAUUUACUUGAAACUUGUAAUAUAAUUAGUAACAUUUGUUGAUAAACAUGAAACUUGGUAUAAAUUUUGUAACACUUGUUGAUUAACAUGAAACUUGGUAUAUGUUUAGUAACAUUUAUUGAUUAACUUGAAGCUUGCUAUACAUUUAGUAACAUUUGUUGAUUAACUUGAAACUUGGUAUAUAAUUAGUAACAUUUGUUGAUUAACUUGAAACUUGGUAUAUGUUUAGUAUCAUUUGUUGAUUAACUUGAAACUUGGUAUAUGUUUAGUAACAUUUGUUGAUUAACUUGAAACUUGGUAUAUGUUUAGUAUCAUUUGUUGAUUAACUUGA
Molecule: messenger RNA, 5801 nt
Organism: Mya arenaria
Lineage: Eukaryota; Metazoa; Mollusca; Bivalvia; Myida; Myidae
Product: YEATS domain-containing protein 2-like
Exons: 18
Coding region: 151-4116 (1321 amino acids)
Biological process (GO): chromatin remodeling; regulation of transcription by RNA polymerase II
Cellular component (GO): NuA4 histone acetyltransferase complex
Molecular function (GO): histone binding
Source: RefSeq, a predicted model, not a curated record